AUGGGAGGACAGUUCUGGAGGAAAAGGUUCCUGGUGUUGGCCUGUGACGGAUUGUGGAAGUCCUUCGGAAACGAGGAAGUGAUCAAAUACGUGCAUGAGUUGCUAGCGAAAGCGGUAAAGGGAAUGGAGGAACGAGAGAUUUGGCAACAAAUGGCCGAGGAUCUGGCGGCUGAGGCCGUACGAAGAAGAUGUGGCGAUAAUGUAAAAUUCCGCUUAGACUAUAGUGAUCGGAAAGCUGGCGCAUUGGCUGUUGUCUCCCGCGAAGCUCCGCUCACUCAAGCCCAGGCUAUAUAA
This is a messenger RNA of Necator americanus (New World hookworm), 294 nucleotides long. RefSeq lists its product as uncharacterized. The transcript has 4 exons. The coding region runs from base 1 to 294 and encodes 97 amino acids. The record is from RefSeq and is a predicted model, not a curated record. Lineage: Eukaryota; Metazoa; Nematoda; Chromadorea; Rhabditida; Ancylostomatidae.